AAAAUGCCAAAAUUAAUGGUUUCGCCCUCUUUAUGUUCCUCUACCUCUUCUUCAACUCGCCGGCGGCGGUCAAAUUCAUUUAUCACAAUAUUUCAAAUGCUCACUAAAUUUUUAAAUCAAAGAAAAUAUGCAGCUAAGCCUGUAUUGACUAUUUAUGUGGUUGGUUUUGCUUAA
Molecule: messenger RNA, 174 nt
Organism: Meloidogyne enterolobii
Lineage: Eukaryota; Metazoa; Nematoda; Chromadorea; Rhabditida; Meloidogynidae
Source: the annotation of a GenBank genome assembly